This is a messenger RNA of Theobroma umbraticum, 732 nucleotides long. Its product is annotated as sm-like protein LSM3B. Gene Ontology annotation, biological process: mRNA splicing, via spliceosome. NCBI's taxonomy places the organism in Eukaryota, Viridiplantae, Streptophyta, Magnoliopsida, Malvales, Malvaceae. The record is from RefSeq and is a predicted model, not a curated record. Gene Ontology annotation, molecular function: RNA binding.
CUGAUUUGGGUCCUUUCAAGGAGUCAGUAUUUUGCUGCCUAAGACUAAAACCCUUUUGUUUACUGUUACUGUAGAAGGAGCAAAAGAAAGAGCGAGAGAAUGGCAAGCGAGGACGAGAGCGCGGUGAAGGAGCCUUUGGAUCUCAUAAGGCUUAGCCUCGACGAGCGUAUUUACGUCAAGCUCCGUUCUGAUCGUGAGCUCCGUGGCAAGCUCCAUGCUUAUGAUCAGCAUUUGAAUAUGAUUCUAGGGGAUGUUGAAGAGAUCGUUACCACAGUUGAAAUAGAUGAUGAAACCUAUGAAGAGAUUGUUCGGACUACAAGGCGCACGGUUCCCUUUCUCUUUGUUAGAGGAGAUGGAGUCAUACUGGUUUCUCCACCUCUUCGGACUGCUUGAUGAGGAGAAUGAAGUUUCAAGCACACUUUCUGGGAAGGAAUCACUUUAGGUCAAAUUUGCAACUAAGCUGCUAUUGCUGUAUCAUUAACCCUCUAAACAAUUAACUGUGGAAUAUUUGCACAUUUUUAGAUGAUUAGGCAAUAGACUGUGUUUAUAUAUUUGUAUGAGCUACUAUGUCAAUCUCAUCCUUUUGACGAGAGGGACAAUGGGACCAACUCUUUUCACUGUCUGCUUAAGUUGAUAAUGUAGACCAUUUGCACAUGAAUGGCCAGUUAUGCCAUGCCAUUACCGGUGCUGGGGCUGAAAUGAAUGAAAUUGUUUUGACUAGAUUAGACAUCA